Cryptomeria japonica (Japanese cedar) is the source of this 2314-nucleotide messenger RNA. RefSeq names its product lipase-like PAD4. The record is from RefSeq and is a predicted model, not a curated record. Gene Ontology annotation, biological process: lipid metabolic process. Lineage: Eukaryota; Viridiplantae; Streptophyta; Pinopsida; Cupressales; Cupressaceae. The transcript has 4 exons. The coding region runs from base 439 to 1974 and encodes 511 amino acids.
CCCAUUUCUGGAAGUGUACCGGUGCAAAAGCAAUUACAAUUAUUGGACUCCCAAAUUCGGAUCACAAAUUACUGCAAGAGAGUUACAAUCAAAACCCCUGGAAGCUCUUGGUUAUCUACAUGCUUCUCAACAAAACCAGUGAGGGCCAGGUUCACUGUUGGGAAAGAGCAAGCGGUUUUUCUUUCUUCUUGUGAAAUCCUUGAACGAGCUUGGGACGAGACACGCAGUAUUUCAAAUAAAAAUGACAAUACUUAUUUUCGUCGGAGUGAGUACGAAGGUGUAGUAUAUAUCACAUUCCAUUCCUUUUAUAUAGGGGAUUUCACUGCCGGUGAUAGCCCAUAUGAACAGUGUGAUAUAAGGAAUGAGAACGAAGUCUUCUCUGCCAGCCUUAAGGGUGAUGAUGAUCAACCGGCUCUUGUUCACAGAGGAGCUCUCGAUAUGUUCUUGAACAUUCUGAGAAAUUCAGACCUGGAAAUCCAGAUGGACAAGUUUUCGAAGCAGAGAAGGGAGCAAACCAUUAUAUUUGUGGGUCAUUCUAUAGGAGGUGCCGUUGCAACUCUUGCUACGAUCUGGCUUCUGGAAAAAAGAAUGAGACAAAUUUCUUCUAUUUGCAUUACAUUUGGUUCUCCUUUGGUUGGAGAUACUGUUCUUAUGCAAUCAAUUGAUUGCCAAGGUUGGUCCGGAAAUUUUUGUCACGUGGUUUCCAAACUUGAUAUUGUUCCGCGGAUGCUCCUUGCACCUUUUGAAUCAAUUGGACAGCAUUUGAAUUCAAUUUUUCCACAGAGAGGGAGCAUCAUGGGCAAUGAUUCUGUUAGUUUAAUGCAUCCUUCUUCUCUGGAGGCAUGCAGGAAACUUCUUGACAAUAUCAAGUGCCUUAGAGAAUCUAGCCCGUAUAAACCCAUUGGUACUUACAUGUUCUGCUCAGUCCAUGGCGCAGCUUGUAUUGAGGAUCCUCAAGCUGUCUUGAAGAUGAUGAUUUUAACUUUGCAAAGCACAGAAGAAAAGGGUAUUGCAGCUGCUUUAAUUUCAGAGCACAUAAGUUAUGGUGAUAAAUUGAGACAUGUUAUUGAAAGUGGAUACUCAACAAAAACUUCAAACAUCUCUUCAGAAUCCUCCUUUGAGAUGGGAAUAGCACUGCAAUUAGAAGCAAUGGGUUUUCAGACUCAGAAUAACCAUGCAUUUGAUGCCCUGAAAGAACCUGAAGAUUUGAAAAACAAGCUUGGCAUGGACAUUGAGAACCUAAAUAAGAAAUUGAGCGAGAGACAAAGUGAGAUGGCUGAGCUGGAAUGGUACAUCAAAACAGUCUGUGAGGGCAACAGCCGUAGCUUGUACGAUGUUUUCAGAGACCUAGACGAAAAGAAAGAGUCUCGUGUCAAUUUGAUUAGGAUAUCUCUAAGAAAUUUCUGGGAUGACAUAAUUGAUAUGGUGAAGAAUCAUCAAUUGCCCAAUGACUUUCGAUACCAAAAUAAAUGGAUCAAUGCUGGCACUGCAUACAGAAGACUUUUAGAGCCUCUGGACAUUGCAGCCUUCUAUCAUCUGCAAAACGAGAGAGAAAGCUAUCUCUCAAUUGGGAACAGGCCGGUCCGUCAUAUGGUGCUGGAAAAAUGGCUGAAUGAUAAAAACCAGACUCGCACAGGUAGAGAUAGGAGGCCUCGCACAAAGUUUGCGUCCUUAACUGAGGACUCUUGUUUUUGGGCUCACGUAGAAGAAGCUGCUAAAGACUUGACAAAUCUGCAGCAAGAGCAAGAGCGACAUCAAGUUAUCAAUGCCCAUCUCAAGGAAAGCCUCGAAACUUUUGAGGUUUAUGUGUCGAAGAUGAUCGAAGAGAAAAGUAUUUCCAAGGAUGUUUUCUUGGAACAGAGCAGCUUCAUGAUAUGGUGGAACAAAUACAGAGAGUUUCAACUGCAAUACCCAGAAUGGAUAUCAAACUCCCCUUUGCUCAGAUCCAUGGAAAAUCUGAAUAUGGAGGUUUAGAAACCAGGUCUUUAUUAAGUGAUAUAGUUUGUUACAAGUCGUUUAUUUCCAUGGCCUUUUCCCCUGCUUGCAAAGUUGUUUUUCCUUUUCAAUCUAAAUAAGCCCGUGUUUGCUAAGUUGUGUUCUUUUCAAUGUAGACAAGUCUAUGUUAUAUUCCUAUUAAUAAUAGUUGUUUUAAGUUGUGUUCUUUUCAACUUAAAUAAGUUAAACAAUGCCUUGUGUUCCUGUGAUCGAGAGUUAGGAAUGUGGAAGGAAAAGUUGCAGACGAAGUAGUGAUCUUUUCAAUGUAGACAAGUCUAUGUUAUAUUCCUAUUAAUAAUAGUUGUUUUAAGUUGUGUUC